Messenger RNA from Lizanozyma spartinae, 678 nucleotides. Its product is annotated as glyceraldehyde-3-phosphate dehydrogenase 1. The transcript has a single exon. Gene Ontology annotation, cellular component: membrane. Gene Ontology annotation, biological process: amino acid transmembrane transport. Bases 1 to 678 code for a protein of 225 amino acids. The record is from RefSeq and is a predicted model, not a curated record. Lineage: Eukaryota; Fungi; Ascomycota; Pichiomycetes; Serinales; Debaryomycetaceae. Gene Ontology annotation, molecular function: amino acid transmembrane transporter activity.
AUGAAUGUUGUUAUUUUGAUCUCUGUUUUAUCUGUUGGUAACUCAUCUGUUUUCGGUUCAUCAAGAACUUUAGCUGCAUUAGCUGCUGCUGAUCAAGCUCCAAAGAUUUUUGGAUACAUUGAUAAGAACGGUAGACCAUUAGUUGGUGUUGUAUUCCAAUUGGUCAUUGGUUUAUUGUGUUUUGUUGUGGCUUCCGACAAAUAUGGUGAAGUCUUCGACUGGUUGUUGGCUUUGUCAGGUUUAUCCACCUUGUUCUCGUGGACUGCCAUUUGUUUGUCUCACAUUAGAUUUAGAAGAGCUUUAUAUGCUCAAGGUAGAAGUACUGAUGAAAUUGCAUUCACUGCUCAAGCAGGUGUUUACGGUUCUUUCUACGGUGCUGGUUUGAACAUCUUAGUUUUGAUUGCUCAAUUCUGGAUUGCUGUUUGGCCAUUGGGUGGUAAGCCAGAUGCUGAAAAUUUCUUUAUGAACUACUUAUCUUUACCUGUUGUUCUUGCUUUCUACUUGGGUCACAAGAUCUGGACUAGAAACUGGAAAUUGUUCAUUAGAGCCAAAAACAUUGAUAUUGACACUGGUAGAAGAGAAUUAGAUUUGGAUUUGUUCAAGCAAGAAUUGGCCGAAGAAAGAGCAUACAUUGCAUCUUUACCAUUCUAUAAGAGAUGGUGGAACUUCUGGUGUUAA